Messenger RNA from Aspergillus chevalieri, 1614 nucleotides. Its product is annotated as putative acetamidase. The transcript has 7 exons. The record is from RefSeq and is a predicted model, not a curated record. NCBI's taxonomy places the organism in Eukaryota, Fungi, Ascomycota, Eurotiomycetes, Eurotiales, Aspergillaceae. Bases 1 to 1614 code for a protein of 537 amino acids.
AUGGUCCCCUCCUGGAAACCAACAGUCCAACAAAAACGGUCCCGCCAACUCGCCGCCAUCCCACCCUCCUGGCGACUCUCGACGCCAAUAACAACGUCGCAAACGACUCUCGAGACAAUCCGCUCCUGUAACAUUCUCACUCCCCGGGAGCUCCAAUGGACUGAAACUACAGACGUCGCGAAAUUACUCUCCCUUCUCGCUUCUCGGGAGGUGAGCAGUGCCCAGUUGACCACGGCAUUCUGUAAACGGGCCGCUGUCGCGCAGCAGUUGACUAAAUGUCUGACGGAGAUUUUCUUUGAUCGGGCGUUGGCCAAGGCUCAAGAGUUGGAUGAGUAUCUUGGAAGAACGGGGAAGACGGUUGGGCCGUUACACGGGUUGCCGGUUUCGAUCAAAGAUCGGUUUGAUAUUGAGGGGUAUGAUACUACUGUUGGAUGGGUAGGGUUGGUUGGAAAACCGGCCCAGAAAUCCAGUUCGAUUGUGCAGAUGCUCGAGUCGAUGGGUGCCGUUCUUUACGUUAAGACGAAUGUCCCCCAAUCUCUAAUGAUGUCCGACUCAUAUAACCACGUCUUUGGUCAGUCAAUCAACGCAUUCAACUCCAAACUCAUCUCCGGCGGUAGUUCCGGAGGUGAAGCAGCCCUUAUCGGAGUCCGAGGCAGUAUACUAGGAAUUGGCACAGAUAUUGGGGGGUCGAUUCGGAUCCCAGCCACUUUGCAGGGCCUCUAUUCUAUCUGUCCGACGACUGGUCGAGUACCGUGGCAUUGCUCAUUUAUGAAUCAGUAUUACCUCGUUCCACCCGUGGCAGGUCCAAUGGCCAACUCCCUAAACACUGUGGAAUACUUCAUGCAGAGUUUGCUCGACUCGAACCCCUGGGACAUUGACCCGGGUUGCAUUCCGGUCACGUGGAGGAAGGAUGUAGCGACAUUUCCGGACCGGAAGCUGAGAGUCGGUAUCGUCUACGAUGAUGGAGUUGUCAAGCCCCAGCCGCCAAUUGCCCGCUUACUUCGAGAGACCGCGAAAAAGUUGAAACAAGCGGGUCAUGAGGUUAUUGAAUGGGACACAUCCCUACACAUCCAAGCCACGAAUCUCUGGACGAAGGGCGUUCUAGCCGAUGGAGGCCAGCACUGCAAGCAUCUCUGCGACUUGGUAGGCGAACCUCUAAUCGAGGGCAUGCUCGUAGGCACACCAAACGACCAGCUCUCUAUCCCAGAACGCGAAUUGCUCGAAGAAGAAAAGUGGUCCUUCCAAACCACCUUCCUCAACCACUGGCAAGCCUCCAAUAUCGAUGCCCUCCUCAUGCCCGUCCUACCAUGGGUAGGCUAUCCACCAAAAGCCUGGGUCACCAGCUCGCAGUGGCUUGGUUACACGGCUAUCUGGAACUUGUUGAAUUAUGCUGCUGUUACUGUUCCUGUUGGGAAGGCAGAUGUUGAGCUUGAUCAGCCGGGGGAAGAAUGGGUGGGACAUGUGCCGAGGAAUGAGUCGGAUGGGUUUAAUCAUGCACAGUAUGAUAUCGAAUUGGUCAAAGGCAUGCCGGUUUGUUUGCAGAUUGUUGGGGGAAGCUUUGGGGAGGAGAAGGCGGUUUCUGUGGCUAAAGUUGUGGAUCAGUUAAUGAAUUAG